Acanthoscelides obtectus is the source of this 2449-nucleotide messenger RNA. The record is from the annotation of a GenBank genome assembly. Lineage: Eukaryota; Metazoa; Arthropoda; Insecta; Coleoptera; Chrysomelidae.
CGGAGAUAUUUUCAGGCUGAAGAAAGGGAAGAACGAAGUCAAACAGGCUUUAGUUCGAACGCGAAGCGUCUGUCUGUGGGAUUAACAAUGGUUCGGAUAUAGUUUCGUGGGAUUCUUUCGAAAAAUUAAGUUUUUUCUUAGUGUAGUACCUUGUUUCUCACCACCGUUCCUAUUACCUGUGGAUAUUCCGUAUUUUGUUUGAAGGAGAAGAAAUAAAAAGUAAGUUAAGAUGCUGCCACAAAAAAGCAAUAUCACAAGGAUAUUCUCACAAUUUCUGCAACAAAAUUCGUCUUGUUAAUACCGAUUUACGAACCUAUACGAAUUCUUCUAUAUCAAGAAAGACUGAUUCAAAAUGAGCGUUUUUGGAAUGGUAAGCGCUGUAGCGGGCUUUGUCAAGGUCCGCUACCUCAUCGAUAAGGCUGUAGUUGACAACAUGGUGUUCAGAGCCCAUUACAGGAUCACGUCUGCCAUAUUGUUUCUCUGUUGUAUCAUCGUCACUGCAAAUAACCUCAUCGGAGAUCCAAUCCAGUGCAUAAACGACAGAGGUGUACCUGGUCACGUGAUAAACACCUAUUGUUGGAUAACGUAUACCUUCACACUACCUCACGAACAAGGAAAGCGCAUUGGGACCCAAGUAGCUCAUCCUGGUCUAGGAAAUGACAGUCAAGAUAAAACGUACCACAGCUACUACCAGUGGGUACCGUUUAUGCUCUUCUUCCAGGGUGUUCUAUUCUACAUGCCCCACUGGAUCUGGAAGAACUGGGAACAAGGCAAGAUCAGGAUGGUGACAGAAGGCAUGAGGGGCUCUAUGGUCGGAGACAAGGCAGAACGGGAGCAUAGACAGAACAGAUUGGUGCAAUAUUUGAUAGAAACUAUGCAUAUGCAUAACACAUAUGCUUUUGGGUACUUCUUUUGUGAAGCACUUAACUUCAUCAAUGUGGUUGGCAACAUAUUCUUCACUGAUAAGUUCCUAGGUGGGGCUUUCAUGACCUACGGUACCGACGUGGUGAAUUUUUCAAAUAUGAAUCAGGAAAACCGAACUGAUCCAAUGGUAGCCGUGUUCCCUAGGGUCACCAAGUGUACUUUCCACAAAUUCGGUCCAUCUGGCUCAAUCCAAAAACACGAUGCACUCUGUAUCCUGGCCCUAAACAUUCUCAACGAGAAAAUCUACAUUUUUCUAUGGUUUUGGUUUAUUAUAUUGGCAGUACUGAGCGGCCUCGCUAUAUGCUAUUCAGCGGCAGUCGUACUUAUGCCUAGUACCAGGGAAACGAUUUUGAAGAGAAGGUUCCGUUUUGGAGCACCCAAUGCUGUAGAUACGAUCAUCAGAAAGACGCAGGUUGGUGACUUCUUAGUGUUACAUCUCCUAGGUCAAAACACGAACCAACUGGUAUUCGGAGAAAUUUUGGACGAAUUCGUUAGAAGACUCAACUUUGGCAGCAACAGUAACCUGCCUUCAGCACCGAGCACUCUUGAAAUGAGUCCGAUUUAUCCAGAGAUUACAAAGUAUAAGGAAACAGAGACAUAAUUUAACGAAGCUUUAAAUGUUCAGUAUUCAUGUUAAAAUUUGGUAUUAUCUAGCAGAAUCUCGAUAUUCUUUGAAAGCCACACAUGGUAGAUUCUGGUCAAUGACCAAAAUAUAUCAGAUCUUUAUGUUGAUGAAUCUCUGCCGAAUCAAAAUCGUAAAAAUUUCAUGAGAUUUCAAUAAGCUUAGUACCAUUAAAUUAUGCAUAUAAAGAAGCAGCAAUAAAAAGUGCAAGACCCCUUUAACUGGAGUCUCAACUUUUUGUGGAGAUUCUGUCUUAACUGUGUUCUACAAACAACGAGAUAUUUUGUUUCUUAUACGAUCACAAUUUUAGUUGUUUUACACGUUAGUAAUAUUAGUAAUAUAUUUUUAAUGGAACAAUUUACUAUGUAGAAUUGUACGUUAGAAGGUAAGCAAAAAAAAUGUUUUUUAUAGAUCUCCAUGGUAGAGAUAUCGAAUGUAUGUGAUCUACAAUUUUUACUAGUUGAUAGUUUUUAGCUUUUUGCUCAUUUUUAUAUUGUAUCCUAAGCGAUAAAAUGCUUGUAUUUUUUCCUACUUAUUUUUAGACGUAAUUGAUUAUACAUGAUAUUUCCUUUGAAUAACAAUUAUAAUAAUGAUAUUAACAUGCAUUUAUUUGUGGAAAAAUAGUCACAAAAUGGCGAAAUUCAGUUGUAUCGACUAUUUUACAACUUGACCCAAAGUUACUCAAGAAAUGUAAUAAUGUGUCUCAUCCUCCAUAGCAGAGAAAAAUCAAAAUAAACACUAGUUGAACUAGGAAAAUAGGCUUUCAGAGGUCUUCUGUCGAUCUAUGAGGUCAAAAUGGUAAUCUAGUAUCCAGAUUUACCCAAAAAACAGUUUUAGACGAAGAUUGCAAAUACUCAAGAAUUUUUGAGAUUUUUUCCUUUAAAUAUCAAUGUUUCAAAGUAC